This is a messenger RNA of Dermatophagoides farinae (American house dust mite), 1650 nucleotides long. RefSeq names its product Seryl-tRNA synthetase (gene SerRS). Gene Ontology annotation, biological process: seryl-tRNA aminoacylation. Gene Ontology annotation, molecular function: ATP binding; serine-tRNA ligase activity. Lineage: Eukaryota; Metazoa; Arthropoda; Arachnida; Sarcoptiformes; Pyroglyphidae. The record is from RefSeq and is a predicted model, not a curated record.
UUUAUUGCAUUUUAUUCUGAUCAGACAACGUGUAAUUUUUUUUUCACAUUUCAUCAUUUUAUUCGAAUAGAAUUUUUAAAAUUUUUAUCGUUAAAAAAUGGUCCUCGAUCUUGAUCUUUUUCGUGAAGAUAAAGGAGGUGACCCAGAAAAAAUACGGACAAUUGUUCGUAAUCGAUUCGCUGAUGUUGGAGCUGUGGAUGAAGUGAUUCUUUUAGACAAACAAUGGCGUCAAGCUCGUUUCAAUAUGGACCAGCUGAACAAAUCAAAGAAUAAAAUAUCCAAAGAAUAUGGAAACAAAGUGAAACAAAUGAAACAACAAGGAAUAAAAGAAGAAAAUAAAGCAUCGCAACAGAAUCAACAAGGAGAUGAUGGUGCAAAAGUUUUCAGUGCUGAAGAAUUACUUGCCUCUAUCAAUGAAAUCGAUGCCAAUACUACACUGGAACAAUUAAAACGAUUGAAAAAACAGGUAGAUGAUAAAAUCGUUACAUUCACUGAUGAAGUGAAUCAAUUGGAAGAGAAUCGUAACUCGAUUCUUCGAGAGAUUGGCAAUAUUCUUCAUCCAGAUGUCCCCGUUUCAAAUAAUGAAGAAGAGAAUGCUGUCAUUCGAACUUUCGGUCAAUUUGAAACGAAAGAAUUGUCACAUAUUGAUUUGAUUCAGAAAAUUGAUGGCAUGGAUUGUGAUCACGGUGCUGAUAUUGCUGGUUCACGUGGUUAUUUUCUUCGUGGUUUAGGCGUUUUUCUUCAACAAGCAAUGAUACAAUAUGCUCUUAAUUUCCUAUACAAUAAGGAUUAUAUUCCUUUAUAUACACCAUUUUGGAUGAAAAAAUCGCUCAUGUCGGCAGUAGCUCAACUAAAUCAAUUUGAUGAAGAACUCUAUAAAGUGGUCAGUAGCAAACAAAAUCUUGAAGAUACGGAUGAAAAAUAUUUGAUCGCCACAUCUGAACAGCCAUUAUGUGCGAUACAUCGAAACGAAUGGAUGAAUCCACAAUCAUUGCCCAUCAAAUAUGCCGGUUAUUCUACGUGUUUUCGCCAAGAAGUUGGUGCACAUGGUCGCGAUACUCGUGGUAUAUUUCGUGUUCAUCAAUUCGAAAAGGUCGAACAAUUUAUCAUUUGUGCACCAAGUAAAUCAUGGGAACAUUUUCAUGAAAUGAUUUCAAAUUCAGAAGAAUUUUAUAAAUCUUUAGGAUUAUCUUAUCGUGUCAUUAGUAUUGUUUCUGGUGCACUAAAUAAUGCUGCUGCUAUGAAAUAUGAUCUUGAAGCAUGGUUUCCGGGAUCGAAAGCAUUCCGUGAAUUGGUAUCCGUAUCCAAUUGUACCGAUUAUCAAGCAAGACGUUUACAGAUUCGUUUUGGUCAAACGAAAAAAAUGUCUGGCCCUGUUGAAUUUGUACACAUGUUGAAUGGAACAAUGUGUGCUAUAACUCGAGCAAUUUGUGUAUUACUUGAAACACAUCAAACAUCAGAAGGAAUCAAUAUUCCUGAACCUUUACAAAAAUACAUGCCGGAAAAAUAUUCAAAAUUUAUUCCAUUCACUCAAUAAAUCAAUUUUAGUUAGUUGAGAAUAUCUACAAAAAUAAAUAUCGAACCAUGUCUUGCUAAAUUUUUACAUAAAAUUUUUUGAAUUGAAUAAAAUUUAUUAUUCUUCUGUCUAAA